This is a messenger RNA of Haliotis rufescens (red abalone), 3514 nucleotides long. RefSeq names its product PDF receptor-like. The record is from RefSeq and is a predicted model, not a curated record. Gene Ontology annotation, cellular component: plasma membrane. Gene Ontology annotation, biological process: adenylate cyclase-modulating G protein-coupled receptor signaling pathway; cell surface receptor signaling pathway. The transcript has 2 exons. NCBI's taxonomy places the organism in Eukaryota, Metazoa, Mollusca, Gastropoda, Lepetellida, Haliotidae. Gene Ontology annotation, molecular function: G protein-coupled peptide receptor activity. The coding region runs from base 1634 to 2503 and encodes 289 amino acids.
CUCGCUGACUGCAGCUGAAGUAGACUCGUGGCGACUUCAGAUGCCCGACCAGGUUUAUCACUCACGAUCCACGGUUAUUUGAGGUCUGUUUGAAGGACCACGUUACAUGGAGUGCUAUUUCAGAGAUGGGAAUCAAAACGAAACGGUAAAAGCGGAAGAGCAGAAAAACGGCAAGCAGAAAUAGUCCCAAAAAUAGCGACAAGGAGAUUUGCAGUGAACACCAAUUAUCUUAACGAAAAGGGAUUGCUACGGAUUACCAAGCCUAGAAUCGGAAGUAACAAAAUGCAGCAAUUGUGUCUUAAUACGCCACGAAGGGACCGCAGUGGAAGAACUGGCGCCAGGGUUAAUGACACGUCUACAGGGUGAACGGUGUUUCGACAACGGCCAUAUAGCUCUACUUUGAUGUCCGAAACUUGGUCGCUAAAUUCUUGAACGUACUGACGAGGUCAUGACGUCUCUAAAGCCAACUGCACCCUACUGCGCGAACAUGACUGAUGGUGUGCGUGUUGUUAACGUGUAACGAAUAUAAGUCAGAAACGGCAUAUAAGCAGCAACUACCCAUACUGUGCAUCACAGUCUUGCAAACAACCACCUCCAUCAUGGUUUCGUAAUUAAGAACGCUCUUUGCUUCAAUACCUUCUGUACUACACUGAAUAAAGGAGACGUAUCAGUUUAAAGAACGCACGACGAAUUAACUUUGCAAGCAGGGAGUGUCAAGUGCCUAAAUUUCGACUCUACAAAAGGAUAAUUUGUCCAUGAUCGAUUUGUGUUGGGACAAAUUUUCGUUCUGCAUUGGCUCGGAAAGACGAAAACCGACAGAACUUCUUCAACCAGUCAAGUAGAGCAUUCCCAGUAGUUUCAACGGUGCAAACGAAUAAUUUUUUUCGUGAAUUCCAAUUUGUCAAUGUUUUACCCUUUCAUUGAAACAAUCACAAUUUGUCCACAUACUCUACAUAUCCGUAAAGUGUUGUACAGAAAUUAGUUUAAACUUCGAAGAUUAAAAAACGAAUGUCACUCAUCCUGGAAAGGAAAUGAUUAAGGAUGGUGGGAAUCUACGUCCAUGGAGCAUUGCUGUCGUUUCAAAUUUCUAAUCAUUCUGGGCGGUUUUGUCCGACUCAAAGUAGUAUGCAUGAACAUUAUGCAAAGAAAUGAAAUGGUUAUAUGUACACCUGUCGACGUUAAACUAUGAAUAAGCUGAUGGUCGUUUUUCAAUCCUUACCUCGGCACUGAUGUUGAAUUAAAAGAAACAUUUCCAUGAUUUUUAUAUUGUCGAUAUUGUUAUCUAUUUUGUGGAAUCUAUUCUGUGUCGGGAUAUUAUUCUUCUGAGUGUCAUCACAUGGCUAAACAUUGUGUCGUGUUUAUAUUCAGCACCUGUGACCACAGUAUGUUUAGCAAGUCAAUGCUUACACGAAGGUCUCGUGUUUCAACUCAGUAAUAUACAUUUAUUCAACUUCUGAGGAGAGGAAUAAUUACAUAUCUAAUAACUGAACAGCCUUAAUCAUCAACCUGUUCACUGACAUGCUUGGCCAAUUGCCCAAACAUUAACGUUCAGUACACGCGGUAUCACGAGUCUAAGAUGACCUGACAACGUUUUCCUCUUGUUGUAUACGCCACAGUCCCCAUCUACAGCAAGAUGAAAACGCACGAGGCAGAAUUUGUAGCAAGCCUGUACAAAGGAAACAACAUUCUCGGGAUCUCCCUUCUGAGUAUAUCAGUAACGGCAGUUCUUUUGGCCAUGUUCAUUUUUUCUUCUUUCGUCAGCCUUCAGAAUGUCCGGACGUUGUUGUUGAAGCACUUGUUGGUGGCGUUCCUGUUCGAGGACUUCUUGACGCUGAUCCAACAAGCCCUAGUCUACCUAGCCAGGAAGAUGAAGGUUCCAGAUAUACGAUGCUUCUUCAAGAGUACGGUUUUCUGUGAGACUUUGUUAGUUCUGUCCAAAUAUACCAGUUUGGCCAGCCUUACCUGGGUGCUAGUAUUGGUAGUGUACCAAUGGAGGAGUACCAAGCCUUGGUAUAAUGGAAAUUGUGCGCGGGCUUUUAUAUGUGCAGUUGGUUGGUUGUUUUCCUGUGUCCCUACUAUUACAUGGACUGUGAUUUUAGCGCUAACUCAUAAAGGGAAGUGUUGGAACGGUCAUCUUUCUAUGUCAAGUAUCUGGAUAAUUGAAGGACCGAAAUUUGGACUGUUGUUUCUGAUAUUACUUUUUCUGAUGCUAACAAUGUGGAAAUUGUUUGAUAGGAAACGUGAAAUAAUCAAUAUCGACGAAAUACUACGGAAACGAGCCCAACUGAGACAGUGUAUGUGUGUAUUCGUCUGGAUAUGCGUUGGACAAGUAACAUAUAUAGUGAGUGCACAUGCGCCGAUGCAGUUGGAUAUCCGGUCACUUGCAGCAUGGUCGUAUGUGGUGACCAUGCUUAUGUCCAGCAAAGGGUUUGUUGUGUCCAUUUGUUUUUGUUUUCUCGAGUCUGACGUCAGAGAGGCGUUGAAGACGCCGAUUACAACAUGACAGAAAUACUUAGGUUGUCAAAAUUACAUAUUCAAUUUGGAUAAUGUUACUCUCUUUUGCCCUACUGACAGUACUUUAUGGAAUACUUUCUUUACAGUCGAUGUAUUUAAUACACAGUGGCACAUGUUCAUUAUUUGCGCAUAGUAAAAAAUGUUAAUAGCGUGCCUAACAAGGGGAUGCAAUCGCCCCGCAUGACACCGCAUCUGGUGUAAAUAGAUUCGAACUAACAUAGUUCAGCUGCUUUUAUCUAUAUAUGUUAUUCAACUAAAAGUAUUCCAGAUUUGCGUGAACGUCCAUUAUCCCAAGAAUCCUAACGUUAUCAGCGGUUCGUUUCUCGUUAUGUUGUUCGAAUAACGAAAAACAAGCCAGCAGCGGAUUCGAAAAACGAAUACCUAAAAACGAACCCGCUUGAUAUACGGUAUGUUAUUUUUGUUAUACCGAAUCCGGUGCUGGAAUGUUUUUCCUUAUUCAAAAGCACUGAAUAACUAAACAGUUUUUGGACGAUGGUACAUCGGUCAGACAAACAUUAUUACAUGAGAUUCAGUGUAUUUGACCACAUUGCUGUAGUUGUUUAAUAUACAGCCAUCAAAUAAUUAAGAAUCCGCUGCCGACCUGUUUUUUGUUAUUCGAAAAACGAACCCGCUGAUAACGUCAGGCUGUUUAUCCGCAUACAUCUCCCCUUGAAUAGACAGUUCGAAAGCUUCUUUUCCUGCAGCGCUAAGUCAGAGUGAGGCGACUAUAGCUGCCGAAUAUGCGUUUGAUAUUCACUGUAUCUUGUUCAGCUGUACAUAGAGACGAUUUAGAUAAAGAAGGGUCGACAUAAUCAAACAUACCCUACUGACAUGCUAUCUGAUAGAUAAAAAAUGUAUCCACUUGUACAUGCGUUGUUUAUAUUUUAUAAGAAAACCUCUACAGAAUACGAACCAAACUCUCAGUUUAGGAACGAGAGGCGUGAUGGAUAAAGCUCAAACCGAGACGAAGCCUGUGGUCAUGCUGUGUUUAUCUAUUACA